Molecule: messenger RNA, 1906 nt
Organism: Nerophis ophidion (straightnose pipefish)
Lineage: Eukaryota; Metazoa; Chordata; Actinopteri; Syngnathiformes; Syngnathidae
Product: recombining binding protein suppressor of hairless-like
Exons: 11
Coding region: 207-1640 (477 amino acids)
Biological process (GO): regulation of transcription by RNA polymerase II; Notch signaling pathway
Cellular component (GO): MAML1-RBP-Jkappa- ICN1 complex; nucleus
Molecular function (GO): RNA polymerase II cis-regulatory region sequence-specific DNA binding; DNA-binding transcription activator activity, RNA polymerase II-specific
Source: RefSeq, a predicted model, not a curated record
GCUCUCCUCGCCUGCCUCCCUCUCUUCCUCUCUCCCCUCCCUCACUCUUUUCACCUCACUCUUUCACCCCCGCACCAGCACCAGUGUCUCCAUUAUCCCUUCUCCUGUCAAAGUGCUCCUGCGUGUAAAGUAGCGACUCUGCGUGACGUGUCCGGGAGAUCUCGCGAUUGUUGGCGAGGGAGGGAGGGGGGAGGGUUCUUGUUAAGAUGGCGCCCGUCGUCACCGGCAAGUUUGGAGAGCGAUGUCAGCCUCAGCGUUUAACAAGGGAGGCCAUGAGGAUGUACUUGAAGGAGAAAGAUGAUCAAACAGUCCUCAUACUUCAUGCAAAAGUGGCUCAGAAGUCCUAUGGCAAUGAGAAAAGGUUCUUCUGUCCUCCACCCUGCGUCUACCUGCUGGGCAGUGGCUGGCAGAAGAAGAUGGAGAGGAUGGAGAAGGAGGGCUGCACCGAGCAAGAGUCCCAGACCUGUGCCUUCAUCGGGAUUGGCAACAGUGAGCAGGAGAUGCAGCAGCUCAACCUGGAGGGAAAGCAGCACUUCUGUGCAGCCAAGACUCUGUACAUCAGCGAUACAGACAAGAGGAAACACUUCAUGCUGUCAGUCAAGAUGUUGCAUGGCAACAGUGCCAACAUCGGAGUCUUCCUCAGCAAGAGGAUCAAAGUCAUCUCCAAACCUUCCAAGAAGAAACAGUCCUUGAAGAACGCUGACUUGUGCAUCGCAUCAGGAACAAAGAUCGCUCUCUUCAACCGCCUGCGCUCCCAGACAGUCAGCACCAGGUAUCUUCAUGUUGAGGGAGGAAACUUCCACGCCAGCUCCUUGCAGUGGGGAGCCUUCCAUAUACACCUGUUGGAUGAAGAGGAGUCAGAAGGGGAGGAGUUUGCAGUGAGAGAUGGUUACAUCCACUAUGGUCAGACGGUGAAGUUGGUGUGUUCUGUAACUGGGAUGGCGCUGCCUAGACUGACCAUACGCAAGGUGGACAAGCAGACAGCACUGAUGGAUGCAGACGACCCGGUGUCACAGCUCCACAAGUGUGCCUUCUACCUGAAGGACACGGAGAGAAUGUACCUGUGUCUCUCACAGGACAGGAUCAUCCAGUACCAGGCUGCAGCCUGCAUGAAGGAAGAGAACAAGGAGAUCAUCAACGAUGGAGCCUGCUGGACCAUCAUCAGCACUGACAAGGCAGAGUACACCUUCUAUGAAGGCAUGGGUCCUGUCAGCACACCUGUCACACCUGUCCCUGUGGUGGAGAGCCUGCAGUUAAAUGGCGGAGGAGAUGUGGCCAUGUUGGAGGUGACUGGUCACAACUUCACGCCCAACCUGAGGGUGUGGUUUGGAGACGUGGAGGCUGACAGCAUGUACAGGUGUGGAGAGAGCAUCCUGUGUGUGGUGCCCGACAUUUCAGCCUUCAGGGAAGGAUGGCGCUGGGUCCGUCAGCCCGUGCAGGUUCCUGUCACCUUGGUUCGUAACGAUGGAAUCAUCUACGCCACCUCCCUCACCUUCACCUACACCUCGGAACCUGGCCCGCGGCCCCACUGCAGUGUGGCCGAGGCCAUCCUGAGGGCCCGCACCACCUCCCAGACUUCACCUUCUUCCUCUUCGUUAGGUGGGCCGGCUCAUGGCCAGGUGGUCUAUAGUGACACUUGAUACUUGCAGCGGAAGAGGACCUUUUCACACACCUGACUGCAGGUAUGGACAUCAACUGUCUAGCUCCACCUACUGGACCGUGGUGGAGCUGUCAGAAGAAGAAUGUGCCUUUUUACUUUUAUAUCACUUGUUUACCUACACUUUUUUAUCAUCGUUGCUUGAUGGCAGUUAUAUCUGACUAAGGUACCUUGUGAAGAUGUCACUUGUGUUGUUGAGAAGGACGACACCUCCCACAAUGACCACCUUAAUAAACUUCAUCAGUCAAA